Messenger RNA from Solenopsis invicta (red fire ant), 2705 nucleotides. RefSeq lists its product as uncharacterized. Gene Ontology annotation, molecular function: diacylglycerol O-acyltransferase activity; long-chain-alcohol O-fatty-acyltransferase activity. Lineage: Eukaryota; Metazoa; Arthropoda; Insecta; Hymenoptera; Formicidae. Gene Ontology annotation, cellular component: plasma membrane. The record is from RefSeq and is a predicted model, not a curated record. The coding region runs from base 489 to 2378 and encodes 629 amino acids. Gene Ontology annotation, biological process: triglyceride biosynthetic process. The transcript is spliced from 7 exons.
UUUGACAUUGUCGGAUGUUAGCAUCUCAUUUCUUAAAACCGCGAUUUUUAUAGUAAAUUUGACAAAAUUAUUAAUAAUUAAUAAUUAAUACGCAGUUUAAUCGUGAGAUGCUCAUACUUGAGAUGCUAACUUCGCACACUCGUUUUUGCACACAUAUUGAACAUGUAUUGAAGGAAAAUAUGGUAAUACUUAACAAGUAUUUCGUUAUAUAAAAAGUAUGUAAGACAAUUAAGGGAUUUAGUUACAAUCUGAUUGUGAAAGUAGGCGAGAGAUCUGGCUUCCUUAUAUGAAUAUCACAUUCGCCAGUUUCAACGGCAUUAGUAUGAUACUAGGAUCAUAUCCAGAAACGAGUAAGGAGAUUUCUUGUACAUGCAGUGAUAAAAUUUCUUUUCAUCCAGCUUAAAAAAAUAAAUCAGAUUAUUCGACAAUAUUUAUUCCACUGAUGCAUUUAGAAUUAAUGGACGAUUUUUAAAAAUUUUAGACAAGAGAUGCAAUCAGAAAAACUAAAUUUGAAUAAAAAUACAGGUCGGAACUUACGGGAAUUGUUAGGAACUGCUUGCAUUGUUCUGUUCGUUCCGCUCAUUGUGAUCACUUUGAUUUUUUUAUACAUCUAUCGUCGUUCGGUUGGGAUCGUGUUAAGAAUCCAAUUAAAAAACAAGUUUGCCGGUCUCUUAAAAGGUACAGAUUAUGUAUGGGCCGUUGAAGACACAGUUUCUUUAUCCGUUAUCAAUAUCUUGAUGAUACUGGAGAAGGCUGCGGAAAACUCGAACGCGGGGUUCUUGAAGGAUUUUAGUAAUCUAGUAAAUGAUCGCAUUGUUUCGAAGGCCGCUGACACGACACUUGAGAAAUUAUUCUAUCUUCGAAGACAGAAAUUUGGUUAUUAUUUUUGGGAAAGAAGCGAGAAGAUAAACUUGGAAGACAGGAUCAGAUGGCUGAAUAACUGUGCGGGCGCUAACUGUGAUGGGUCCUGCGAGGAUGUCUUCAGCGAAUCCUUCAGGAAGACUUUGGAAAACGUAUACAACAGAUCGUUACCCAACGAUCACAUGGCCGGAUGGGAGAUUCUCAUCGGAAGACGCUGUCUGAAAUCCAGAUCUGUGGAAGAAGGUUGUUUAUCAUCUGAAGAAUGCUUUAAUACUAAUACUCGAAAAAUUCCCAUAUUAUUUCGCAUUCAUCAUUCCAUGGGCGAUGGAGUGGCCCUUCUAGGUCUAUUACUCAAGACAAUCGCCGAGGAAGAGGUAACAAAAGAAAUGAGAGUAAAAGUCAAGGGUAUUACCUCGGCAGACUUACGCAAUUCGGAUUGGAGCUUCCAGAACGAGACGAAUAUUGUACAAUUCUAUGAGAAGAAGAUCCUUGCCGCAUCGAUGCAUUUUACUUACGUAACGUUCUCACGAGUUGUGCAAGAUCUACGAGACUGUUUCCGUGCGUCGUUGAAAUUUUCUAUUAAUGCUACGAUCGAAUUGUUAAAACCGCAAGCGAAAAAAUUUGAUCGUACGUGGUUAAAUUUUAAAGAUAUUGUAUUAAAACGAAUGUACGAUAAACUUAAAGAGGUCACACAAUUGAUGAUAAUUUUACUAUCUUUUCCAAAAUUCUUUGUUCAACAACUUGCUACCCAGGACAUAGAUAAAAACGCUCUGCAUGGUCCACCUCAAACAGGUGAAAAGAUAGUAUCCUACUGGUUAGAGAACAAUGUGACAAACGAUAAAUCGCAGAAUCUUUUGACAAAAAUCCGCAAAAUAAGAAAGAAUACAGCUGCCAAAUUUGAGGACAUAGUAUUAGCAGCUUUUUCUGUUAGUGUGCACAAAUAUCAUUUACGUAUCGGCAAAUCAGUUCCCGAUGCAUUAACAACUAUUUUGCCAAUAAGAAUGUCAAAUGAAAAUUUAACGUUAGAUAACAAUUUUUCAAUUGGUUUCUUGCGCGUUUGCAUCUCCAAUGCAAGUGGACAAACGAUCAGCGAGCCACAUCGGGAUUCUCAAUUUUUUAAGCGUCUUCAAGACAUUUCAAGAGCAAAUAACGAGCUCAGAAAGAGUUCAGAUGUCUUGCUUAAUUUUUGGUUUAUGAAGUAUUUUUCGGCGCUAUUGCCGGUGAAAAUUUUAAAGGCUUUGCUUUCAAGUCACAGUACGAUGGCGUUUAGCAAUAUAUACGGGCCAGAAAAAAUUCGUAUUCUAAAUAAUUCCGUGAGCAACAUUGCUUUCUGGAUACCAAACAAAAGCACUACUGCUCUUGGUUUUUCUCUGUUAAGUUAUGGAAGCAACUUACACUUGUCUUUAAUAGCUGAUAAAUCAAUUGUAAAGGAUGGAAAAGCCUUUAUGGAGCUUUUAGAAAAUACUGUACAUGAAAUAGAUAUUGCUUAUAAUAAUAUUAUACUGACACGCUUAUAGAAGCUGUUAGAUCUUUCAAAAGAAACACUCAUGAAAAAAGAUAUCGGCGUGUUUUAUGAAAGGAGAGAGGGACUGAAAUAUUUUAUCUCUUUUACAUAAUUCUCUUAAAGUGAAUGUGUUAUAAGUACACAUGCACUUGUGUUAUAAGUACAAAUUGCUGUAAUACAUUUAUUAAUACAGUUUUUUACAGAAUCAUUUUCAGAGAUUAAUUAAUUUAAUCUUUUGCAUAAAUUUAUUUAAAACUAUAUUUUAUAAAAUUUUUGGAUCUAUACCAUUUUACUUUAGUAUGUAUACUAGUUAAAGAAUUAAAAAUUAUAUUUCUAUUGA